Williopsis jadinii is the source of this 3726-nucleotide messenger RNA. It is a transcript of the gene EPO1, whose product is annotated as Epo1p. The coding region runs from base 399 to 3278 and encodes 959 amino acids. NCBI's taxonomy places the organism in Eukaryota, Fungi, Ascomycota, Saccharomycetes, Phaffomycetales, Wickerhamomycetaceae. The record is from RefSeq and is a predicted model, not a curated record. The transcript has a single exon.
ACCACCAACCACUCCUCUCACCAUACCGUAUCGCUUUGGAGAGAUACAGCCAGACAGACAGAGAAGCAAAGGUACCAAACUCGGCCAAAUAAAACCCCGGACUCUUCUCUCUUUUCUAUUUUGCCCUUCAUUUCCUUCCUGGACAUUUACAAUCGCUUGAUCUGUGUGUGUGUUUUUCAGUUGGGCAAAAUAUCCCCUUCCCUUUCCUUGCUUACAUCAGGGAUCUUCGCUAUACAGACAGAUUGAUCGUAUAGGCAUUGUAAGGAUACCCCCACUGGGCUUUUCAUAGUGAUUGCUUCCAUUCAGGACGUUUCUUUUGCGCCUACUGGAGUUGUGCCCUGUCUUUUGCCUUGUUUCUUCCUCUCUGCCAAUUCCCGUCUGGCCCAUAACUAAGUGACAUGCAUGCUGCUAAGGUGUACAAGAACAACCCGAGCGCGGGCUACAACAACGGCUCGAACAAUUCUCAGCUGAGGAACCAUCUGCUGAGCACUGACUAUGGUGAUAUCGACGUGACGAAGGAGACGCCGAUUAAUGGGCCAGGAGGUGGUGCACAAUGGGUUCAACAACCUCAGCCUCAGCGUUAUCAACAACCGUAUCAACAGCAACAACAACAACAACAACAACAACGGCAGCAGUACUAUCCACCGAAUCAGUCUUAUCAGGCCGAUCCAUACGCACCGUACGUGCCACCUAAUCACCAAUUCCAACAACCGAUGAUGAGACCGCCGGUGAUGGGGGGUUCAAGGAGGUCAUCAUUGGCCAGUAACAACAGUAGUACGACUUUGAACAAUUUCCUACGAUUGGGGAAGAAGAAAGGUAGCGGUGGUGGGAAAGGAGGCUUUGAUGACGAGGAAGAGGAUGGUGGUAAGGACUUUGUUUCCGACCCUGCUGCACAGGUUUAUUCGUUUGAAGACUUGAGCUCUAUCGCAGAUCGUGGCCGCUAUGGUGCCCAGGCACAUUACCAGGAUACCGCACCUAUCAUCCCUACGCUGGCUUCUCCUUCUAUGAGGCCAUCCGGGAACAUAUCGAACACACAGUACAGAAAGCAGAUGACUGCUAUGAAGAAGCAAGUGUUCAAUCAGGCUGGUAAGCCACCAAGGGGGAUGAAUGGAAUGCCACCAAUGGACCCGAGAUCGAUGUCCAUGCAGACGAUGCGUAAUCCUUAUAAUCCUCAGGAUCCAAGAUUGGGAUCUUUCACUGGACAGCAAGGAGGUCCACCGCCACCCGGAUUCAUGAAUAAUCCAAGGGCAAACUCGAUGUCCAACGUUCCUCAACAACAGUUUGAAUCUAAUGGCAGAGCUUACUCUUUACAGACGAGUAAUCCGUAUCAACAGCAAAAGCAAAUUCAAAAGCAACCACAACAGCGGAGAGGUUAUCCACCUCAACAAAUGCAACCAAUUCCUCAGAGGGGUCCAUAUCAGCAGAAUAAUAAUCAUUCCCAAGUAUCGCUGUCUCAACAGCAGCAACAGCAGCAGCAACAGCAACAGCAACAGAUGACGUAUCCAGGAAGGAGAAUAUCAGUACCUAAAAUUCCAUCUCCUUUAAAGGAUGGUUCUGCUGAUACAAGUCGACAACUGCAACGAGAUGAAAGCUUUUAUGACCAACCAGCUACACAGAACUAUGAGAGGGAAACUAACGAAUUGUUGCCUAAGUCGGCUCACUCAAACCAUCAUUUUCUAGCUGACAAUGUUGUCAACAGUGAGGAUAACUCGUUUGACAAUUCAAACCACUCAGAAGCUCUUCCAAAUGACGAAUCGACACCCACAUCUGAGCGAAAUGGCGAUGUUACUAUUGACUCACAGGAAUCGCCUUCAAAAUUACCACGCUCAAAGGGUUUACCAAGACUCAGUUUAUUGAGUAUGAAAGACGACGAUGAUGAUAUAUAUGACGACAAUACUUUGAAAUACCAAUCCCGUCCACUUGAACCUGUUCAGGAGAAGUCUGCCGUGGAGCACUUCAGCAACGAACCAUUAGCUCAGUCAACUCAGCAGAGAAAACCAGAUCAUCAAGGACAUUCCAAGGGUGUAUCUCUUUCAUCAAUGAGUGCAUUCUCAACAACUUCCGAUUAUAACCCAGAGCUCACUAACUCUAGGAAACUGUAUCAACUGUCUGGUGGUUCUCACUCCAACGACGUCUUUGUCACUGCGUCACAGUUUAAUUUCACCCCAUCUCCAGAUGUGCAUGAUAGAACUGAAACUGGCAAUGACUUCCAGGAGAAACAGCGCCACUCGUCGAUAUCGUCUUCUCAUUCUAUGGGAUCUUUGAAGAAUGCUUUGAAAUCACCAAAGUUUUUGAGAAAUUGGUCGAAGAAGAAGGCUCCAAAACACAGCAUUGAUGAGACCGCAGACUCCCAUGAUGAUGCAAGUAUACACACUGUAAGCCAUGGCAAAACAUUGACUCGUGAUGCUAAUGUUGAAACUCUUCCUGUUAUGGAAAGUAGAGAUGUCAGUACUGGUCUUGACAAUGCGCCAAACAUUACAACUGAAUCAAAAAAGAUGGAGCUUACUGUUGAUCAAUUAGGUGUUAUGCAGGAGAGUACAUAUCUAAUCAGGGAGUUGAAUCUGGUAUCAAGUGAACUUGCUGCAUCUGUUAAGAGAGAGAUUGCACUAGAGGAAAAGCUCAAUGGCGUCUCCAGUGUAUCCAAUUCAUCAGUAUUGAAGGAGCAAGACUAUGCGAUCGAAAUUGCCAGAUUGGUUCAAGAAAUGAAUAAUGAACGUCAAAAGAGGUUUAUCGCAGAAGAGCACGUGCUACUAAUGGAGAAUGGAACAAAGCCUUCGAUGUUGGAGUUAAGUUAUGAGAAUGAAAAGUUGAAAUCCCAAAUCAGCAUGAAGGAUGAGUUGAUUGCCAAACAGUCUGCCGAGAUUGAACAGUUAGCAAAGGACGAACCUGAUUUGAGACACCAGUUGGACAUCUUGACCAAGAAGAAUAAAGAAUUGGAGUCCAUUACUAUUCCCAAACUCAAGAACGAGAUUGAAGUUUUGUCGUACGAGAACAAGAAGGUUACCAUUUUGAGUGAAAAGGUUAAGAUCUUGAGAAACGAAAAGCUUCAGCUCGAAAAGAUGUGUUCCUCCAAGCCGGAUAGUGGUAGCUUCAACUCUGCUACGAAGAAUUUCUCUGCGGACUCUCUUUAUCAAUCUGCAGAGACCACUCCAGUCAAAGCUGAUGGAACUCAUCCAUCCCGAAACUCACCAUUGAAACCACCAACCAGUCCAUUCAGGAAUAUGCAUAGACCCCCAUCGUUCAAUCUUAUAAACGUCACUGCGUCUACAAAGGACUAAAGGUGGCUGAUUAAUAUACGUGAUAUAAUUUUGAUGAUCUUGGUUGUGCCAGUAUGAUGCGAGGACCACAUGUUCACUAACGCUUUCCCUUCAUUACUCAAAUAAUGCUCGGUGCUACGUUGUGACGUAUGAACCCCUUUGAAACGUUGCGUUUUGACGUGAACUCUGGCACUGUGCAGUUAUUGACAACGAGGGUACAGUUUUAUCCUGUAGCAUACGUUGAUGAGCAUCACAUCUCAUGUGAAAGUAUAGUUACUGCACAAUGUAUAAAGAGGAGAAACAUUAGCAAGAGCCCGAUCUUAUGAAGAGAACGUAUAUGCUGUUACAGAGUUACUAGCUUAAAUAACUAACACAAGGUCGAUAAGUCAAUGUAGCCCCAUUGAGGUUUAAAUGUUUAAUAGGUGAUGUAUACAAUGAAAGUAGCAGAUGAGAGUUGUAAGAAGACAAG